Molecule: messenger RNA, 1788 nt
Organism: Echinops telfairi (small Madagascar hedgehog)
Lineage: Eukaryota; Metazoa; Chordata; Mammalia; Afrosoricida; Tenrecidae
Gene: SERPINA4
Product: serpin family A member 4
Exons: 4
Coding region: 146-1585 (479 amino acids)
Biological process (GO): negative regulation of endopeptidase activity
Molecular function (GO): serine-type endopeptidase inhibitor activity
Source: RefSeq, a predicted model, not a curated record
CUGUGGCCUCUGCUCUGUGAUGCGAACAGAGCACAGAGGGUUCAGAGCUUGGAGCCGGGGGCGCAAAUCCACACUCGGUGGGUUCAGAAGCAGCGUCAUGAGUUGUGCCGCAGUCACCACAUAGGGGUGCAGUGCUGGCUCCUGGAUGGUCCCCAGAGGCCCGCUCUGCCAGAGUGCUUGUGCCACUUCCCCUCUCUGGGGACCUGCCUGGCCCUGCUCUCAGGAGGUAAGGCGUAUCUGCUCCAUGGGAGACUUCCCAAGCACGCUCUGUUCUUCCACAGGCCCAAGAGCCGAGAAGAUGCAGCUCGCUGUCCGCCUGCUCCUGCUCUUGGCUACACUGCUCGCCCUUUCUCGGGGUCAGCCGCACCCCGAGCACCCUGAAAGCAGUGGUACCAACAGCUCCCAUGAGAAGGUUCCGGGCACAGGGGAUGGCUCCACCCACCCCAGCAUCGUCGCCAGCAACACAGGCUUUGCCUUACGCUUCUACCAACUGAUGGCCGCCGAGUUUCCAGGCAAGAAUAUUUUCUUCUCCCCGCUGAGCAUCUCCACUUCCCUGGUCAUGCUGGCUCUGGGCGCCCAGGCACAGACCCAGAGGCAGAUCUUCCAGGGCCUGGGCCUCAACCUCACGGAGAUGCCUGAGGCUGAGAUCCACUCUAGCUUCCAGCAUCUGAUGAACACAGUUAACCUGGCCAAGGAGAAGAUGGAGGCACACGUGGGCAAUGCCCUGUUCCUGCAGGAGAGGAUGAGCCUCCUUCCAAAGUUUCAGAACGACACCAGGGCCUUCUACCAGGCCCAACUCUUCCUCACCAACUUCCAGGACUCCGUGGGCGCGACUCAGCUCAUCAACGAGCACGUCAAGAAGGAAACCCGGGGCAUGAUUUCAGACUUGGUCAGCGAGCUCAGCACAGACACCGUAAUGGUGCUAGUGAAUUUCAUCUACUUUAAAGCGCUGUGGGAGAAACCGUUCCCCGCAUACAGGACCAGACCCCAGGACUUCUAUGUGGACGAGCAGACCACCGUCACGGUGCCCAUGAUGGUCCAGAGUGAGCACCACCACUGGUACCUUCACGACCGGCAUCUGCCCUGCUCGGUGCUGCGGAUGGACUAUGAAGGGGACGCCUCGGCCUUCUUCAUUCUCCCCGACUUCGGGGCAAUGCAGCUGGUGGAAGAAGCUCUGACCCCAGAGUUGCUCGCGCGGUGGAACAACUUGCUCAGCAAAAGGGGUUAUUUCUACAAGAAGGUAGAGUUGCGGCUCCCCAAGUUUUCCAUUUCUGGCUCCUAUGAGCUGGAUCAGCUUUUGCCCAAGCUGGGCUUCACCGACCUCUUCUCAGAGAGAGCCAACUUCUCCGGCAUCACCAACAUGCUGAACCUCAAGAUGUCCAAAAGUUUCCACAAGGCCACCCUGGACGUGGAUGAGGUCGGCACGAAGGCGGCGGCAGGCUCAGCAGGCUCGUUCGCCCUGAAAAGCGCCCCCAUGAAACCGCUUGUCCUGAGCUUCAACCGGCCCUUCCUCUUGGUCGUUUUCCUUGACACAACCCAGGACAUCCUCUUUUGGGGCAGAGUGGCCAACCCCACGGAACCAUAGCCCCCCACGGCCCGAGACUGGCUGCGCUGCUCCCAGGAGGAGGCCGAGCAGGGCGGUGCUGGAGGGAGAGAGAGGCCCGUGUGGAUGACAAGAAGACCUGGGCGGAAACCCAGCUCCGCAGGGCGAGUCCCUCGGCAGAGCCUCGCAGCUCUGGUGGCGUGUGCCCACCCCUGGCUGUGCAGAAUAAAUGGAAGGGUGUGGCA